Paraglomus brasilianum is the source of this 345-nucleotide messenger RNA. NCBI's taxonomy places the organism in Eukaryota, Fungi, Glomeromycota, Glomeromycetes, Paraglomerales, Paraglomeraceae. The record is from the annotation of a GenBank genome assembly.
AUGACAGUUGAGGAAUAUAACAGGUUGUAUGUUUCCAGACAACUUCCAAUUUUUGAUAAGAUUGAAAAAUUAUAUGAUAAGUUUAGUGGAUGUCAAAAUGACAUACCAUUGACUGAUAAGGAAAGAUUGGAGGAAUUAAAAAAGUCAGAGACAAUCAGUGCCACUGGCAACGAUACCAAAAAGCCCCUUAAUGACCCUCUUAAAGACCAAGAUCGGGGAGAAUUAGGCAAAAGAGCCAACGAAAUAGAAGCAUAUCGAAAAAAAGCCAAACAGGAAAUUGAAACCGCUCUUAAUCAGGACCCCAAAAUUACUAAUGAGGAAUUAGAAAUGGCUAAUCGCAAUUGA